AUGUAUAAGAUCUUCCUUCUCGCCGCCGUGGUCGCGACGGUCGCUGCGCGGCCGCAACAAGGUCACGACCAACACCACGGUCACGGUCACGCCAUCUCCUCACAGAGCAUCGUACUGCACCACACUCACGAGACCAAACACCCUGUACACCAUGUAGAGCACCACGAGGAACAAGGCAAGCAGAACGAACAGAACCACCACGAUGAACACCACCACGGGGAACACCAUCAGGAGGAACACCACGGCCACGCCUCCUCCUCACAGAGCAUCAAGCAGCACCACGGACAUGGCACCGAGAAGCACGUCGUCUACUAUUCUCACCCUAAAUACGAGUUCGCCUACAAAGUGGAGGACCCUCACACCGGUGACAAGAAGUCCCAGCAUGAGGCUCGUGAUGGUGACGUCGUGAAGGGCGUGUACAGUCUGCACCAGCCUGAUGGCACUAUCAGGAUCGUGGAGUACCACGCUGACAAGAAGACUGGAUUCAACGCCAACGUUAAGUUCGUGGGUCACGCCAAGCACAUCGUUCCUGAACACCACCACCACCACUGAUUCUGAUCUCAAUUGUUAGACGACCUCAUUGUUGAACCUUAUGUCUAAGUCAUUAUUUGUUGUCGCAAGAGUUUUGUUAUAAAUGUAA
This is a messenger RNA of Spodoptera frugiperda (fall armyworm), 640 nucleotides long. RefSeq lists its product as uncharacterized. Gene Ontology annotation, cellular component: extracellular matrix. The transcript has 5 exons. Lineage: Eukaryota; Metazoa; Arthropoda; Insecta; Lepidoptera; Noctuidae. The coding region runs from base 1 to 552 and encodes 183 amino acids. The record is from RefSeq and is a predicted model, not a curated record.